Sturnus vulgaris (Common starling) is the source of this 2046-nucleotide messenger RNA. The record is from RefSeq and is a predicted model, not a curated record. NCBI's taxonomy places the organism in Eukaryota, Metazoa, Chordata, Aves, Passeriformes, Sturnidae.
UUUCUCCUCUGUGGUGGCCCUGGGAGCCAGCAUCAUCUGUAACAAGAUCCCGGGGCUCGCCCCCCGGCAGCGGGCGAUCUGCCAGAGCAGGCCCGACGCGAUCAUUGUCAUCGGGGAAGGGUCCCAGAUGGGCAUCAACGAGUGCCAGUUCCAGUUCCGCAACGGGCGCUGGAACUGCUCGGCCCUGGGCGAGCGGACGGUCUUCGGCAAGGAGCUCAAAGUGGGGAGCAGGGAGGCCGCCUUCACCUACGCCAUCAUCGCGGCCGGCGUGGCCCACGCCAUCACAGCGGCCUGCACGCAGGGCAACCUCAGCGACUGCGGCUGCGACAAGGAGAAGCAGGGCCAGUACCACAAGGAGGAAGGCUGGAAAUGGGGCGGCUGCUCCGCCGACAUCCGCUACGGCAUCGGCUUCGCCAAGGUUUUUGUGGAUGCCCGGGAGAUCAAGCAGAAUGCCAGGACGCUCAUGAACCUGCACAACAACGAAGCUGGGCGCAAGAUCCUGGAGGAAAACAUGAAGUUAGAGUGCAAAUGCCACGGUGUCUCGGGGUCCUGCACCACUAAAACCUGCUGGACGACGCUGCCCAAGUUCCGGGAGCUGGGCUACAUCCUCAAGGACAAGUACAACGAGGCUGUGCAGGUGGAGCCUGUCAGGGCCAGCCGCAACAAGCGCCCCACCUUCCUCAAGAUCAAGAAGCCCCUUUCCUACCGCAAACCCAUGGAUACAGACUUGGUGUACAUAGAGAAAUCCCCCAACUACUGCGAGGAGGACCCGGUGACGGGCAGCGUGGGCACGCAGGGCAGGAUGUGCAACAAGACGGCGCAGCAGUCCAAUGGCUGCGACCUGAUGUGCUGCGGCCGCGGCUACAACACCCACCAGUACUCCCGGGUGUGGCAGUGCAACUGCAAGUUCCACUGGUGCUGCUACGUGAAAUGCAACACGUGCAGCGAGAGGACAGAGGUGUACACUUGUAAGUGAGCACUUGCCCGGGACUGCUCCCGGCCUGCGUACAUUUGCACAUGCCCCCGGCGUACCUGAGCGGGACUGCGGGGAAGAGCCGCUCUCCCUGGACAGGUGCUGAUGGACGGAGCCCUCUCCUCUCUCCUCACGUUUCGUCGCUUAUGCGGAUACACAUUUCAGACUCUUACAAAGUCAGCCAAGAAACAAAAACAAAUCAGCCCCACCCCGGGCCACCAGACACACAAAAGACAGAGAAAAGGAUCAUCUCAGUGAGCCUACACCUCGGAGCGCUGCCUGCCUUGUGGAGAGACACCAGCCAGGGAGAAACCUCCGGCUGUGGCAUCGAACUCCUGGUUUGGCAAAGGAGUGGGCAAACGCUUGUGUGUGCGAGGAGCAGGGAGGGGUAGGGGGGAAAUGCCCACAAAAGGGCUUUGCACAGGAUGGGAUGGACCGAGCCUCCCCGUGAAUUGCCCAUGGGAGUGUGUAAGUGACAGGGAUUUAGGCUUCUACACUCGUGAAAAGCUUCUACUGCUCUUGCCCGUCUUUCCACUUCACAGCACUUGCUGCAGCAAAAAGAACUGUGGAAGGGCUCUGUAGACACUGCUUUAUCUGCCUUUCUCGUGUGUGUGAGGUGCAGAUUUUAGCACAGGGAUUUGGGACAUUUGGGCAUAAUAAUAACAAUAUUUAACAAUUUAUUCAGAUAAAACUAAUAUUAAUUUAUUUAAUUAAAAAAGAACUUUACCAACCUUUUUGGAACUAUUCUGCAAUUAAAGUAGAUAGCUGGCUUUCUUUGUGGAAUAAUUUUGUAGGAUCAGCAAGGAAACACUGGAGCUGUAUAUAUUAUUCUUGACUAGGAUAUUUCUAUUAGUUGGACUUGCAGGAUAUGUUCUACAGUACUGGAUGUUUAAGGACAAAAGCUGGCGUCUUUAUAUAUAUGUACAUACACAAACACACUGUAUUUUUGGGUUUUUGUUUGUUUGUUUCCUCCUGUUUGCUGCUAGUUGUCUGGAACAAAAGUGGAGUGGUAGGGGUUACAAAUCUUUACCAGUUUUUGUGGUUAUUUUUCUUUUCUUCGAUUAAAGAAAGAA